Molecule: messenger RNA, 3505 nt
Organism: Setaria italica (foxtail millet)
Lineage: Eukaryota; Viridiplantae; Streptophyta; Magnoliopsida; Poales; Poaceae
Product: calcium-transporting ATPase 3, endoplasmic reticulum-type
Exons: 34
Coding region: 165-3167 (1000 amino acids)
Biological process (GO): intracellular calcium ion homeostasis; calcium ion transmembrane transport
Cellular component (GO): membrane
Molecular function (GO): ATP binding; P-type calcium transporter activity; ATP hydrolysis activity
Source: RefSeq, a predicted model, not a curated record
GGCGCGACCGUUGCCAAACACCGCGGACCCGCACCCAGACGGCGCAGGCUCGCUCGAUCGCUUCUAGCCGCACCAUCCCUCUCCGGUUCGCCCCUUCCAUCUCUCUGUAGCAGAGCUCUCACUCCGCGGCGCGUCCACGGAGGCCGCGGCGGCGCCGGGCGCCCAUGGAGGACGCCUACGCCAAGUCCGUCGCCGAGGUGCUGGAGGCGUUCGGCGUGGAUCGGACCAAGGGCCUCUCCGACUCGCAGGUGGAGCAGCAUACGAGGCUCUACGGCAAAAACGUGCUUCCCCAAGAAGAAAGUACUCCCUUUUGGAAGUUAGUUUUGAAGCAAUUUGAUGAUUUACUCGUCAAAAUAUUGAUAGCAGCUGCUGCGAUAUCCUUCCUUUUGGCUCAAAUGAAUGGUGAAACUGGAUUAUCUGCAUUUUUGGAACCAUCUGUCAUCUUUAUGAUACUGGCAGCAAAUGCAGCUGUGGGUGUGAUUACUGAAACAAAUGCUGAAAAAGCUCUCGAGGAGCUCCGUGCUUAUCAAGCUGAUAUUGCAACGGUUUUGCGCAAUGGUUGCUUUUCUAUACUCCCAGCAACAGAACUCGUCCCUGGAGAUAUAGUUGAAGUAGGAGUUGGUUGCAAAGUUCCGGCUGACAUGAGAAUGGUUGAAAUGUUAAGCCACCAGUUGCGUGUUGACCAAGCAAUUCUUACAGGAGAAAGCUGUUCAGUCGCUAAAGAGCUUGAAUCAACUUCAGCAAUGAAUGCUGUCUACCAGGACAAAACAAACAUUCUUUUUUCGGGCACUGUUGUUGUAGCUGGCAGAGCAAGAGCAGUUGUCAUUGGGGUUGGUUCUAAUACUGCAAUGGGAAGUAUACGUGAUGCUAUGCUGAGAACAGAAGAUGAAGCAACACCGUUGAAGAAAAAGCUUGAUGAGUUUGGUACUUUUUUGGCAAAGGUGAUAGCAGGGAUAUGUAUACUUGUUUGGGUUGUAAAUAUUGGACAUUUCCGAGAUCCUUCUCAUGGUGGCUUUGUUAGGGGUGCCAUCCACUAUUUUAAGGUAGCCGUCGCUCUUGCUGUUGCAGCCAUUCCAGAAGGUCUUCCAGCUGUGGUAACAACGUGCUUAGCUCUUGGCACCAAAAGAAUGGCUCGCUUGAACGCUAUUGUUAGGUCUCUUCCCUCUGUAGAGACAUUAGGAUGCACAACAGUUAUUUGCAGUGACAAAACUGGUACUCUCACGACAAACAUGAUGUCUGUGUCAAAGGUGUGUGUUGUGCGGUCUGUACACCAGAGACCGAUGACUGAUGAGUACUCCAUUAGCGGAACAACAUUUGCUCCUGAAGGUUUUAUUUAUGAUGCUGAUGGAUUGCAGCUGGAGUUUCCCCCUCAAUCACCAUGUCUCCUUCAUCUUGCUAUGUGUUCAGCUCUUUGCAACGAGUCCACUCUACAAUACAACCCUGAUAAAAAAUGUUAUGAAAAAAUUGGAGAGUCCACUGAAGUUGCUCUGCGUGUGCUUGUGGAGAAGGUUGGUCUUCCUGGUUUUGAUUCAAUGCCUUCAGCUCUUAACAUGCUAACUAAGCAUGAGCGCGCAUCAUACUGCAACCGUUAUUGGGAAAAUCAGUUCAGAAAGAUAUCCGUUCUAGAGUUCUCCCGAGAUCGCAAAAUGAUGAGCGUCCUUUGUAGUAGAAAACAACAGGAGAUUAUGUUUUCAAAAGGUGCCCCUGAAAGUAUAAUGGCAAGAUGCACACAUAUAUUGUGCAAUGAUGAUGGUUCUUCAGUACCAUUAACUAUGGACAUUCGUAAUGAGUUGGAAGCUAGAUUUCAAAGUUUUGCAGGGAAAGAUACACUGAGGUGCUUAGCAUUAGCAUUAAAACGGAUGCCAGCUGGUCAACAAAGCAUCUGUUAUGAUGAUGAGGCCAACCUCACAUUUAUAGGAUUGGUUGGGAUGCUUGAUCCACCAAGAGAAGAAGUUCGGGAUGCUAUCCACUCUUGUAUGUCCGCGGGGAUCCGUGUUAUAGUUGUUACUGGGGACAACAAGUCUACAGCAGAAUCUCUGUGUCGGCAAAUUGGUGCUUUUGAGCACUUGGAUGACUUUGCGGGGUAUUCCUAUACAGCAUCAGAAUUUGAAGGAUUGCCUCCUCUGGAAAGGACAAAUGCAUUGCAAAGGAUGGUUCUGUUUUCAAGAGUGGAACCUUCUCACAAGAAGAUGCUGGUUGAAGCCUUGCAAACACACAAUGAAGUGGUUGCUAUGACCGGAGAUGGUGUCAAUGAUGCACCUGCGCUGAAGAAAGCGGAUAUAGGAAUAGCGAUGGGAUCAGGAACUGCAGUUGCAAAGAGUGCAUCAGACAUGGUUUUGGCGGAUGACAACUUUGCCACAAUUGUUGCUGCUGUUGCGGAGGGAAGGGCCAUAUAUAAUAACACGAAGCAGUUUAUUCGGUACAUGAUCUCGUCAAAUAUUGGAGAGGUGGUUUGUAUUUUUGUGGCGGCAGUGCUUGGGAUGCCUGACACACUUGUACCUGUCCAGCUACUCUGGGUGAACCUUGUUACUGAUGGAUUGCCUGCAACUGCAAUUGGUUUCAAUAAGCCUGAUAGCAACAUCAUGACAGUCAAGCCUCGCAAGGUUAAUGAAGCUGUGGUUAGCGGAUGGCUCUUUUUCCGUUAUUUGGUCAUUGGAGCUUAUGUUGGCCUUGCUACUAUAGCGGGUUUUGUUUGGUGGUUUGUUUAUUCUGAAAAUGGUCCUGGAUUACCAUACUCAGAACUGGUCAAUUUUGAUUCAUGUUCUGCCAGGCAAACUUCUUAUCCUUGCAGCAUCUUUGAGGAUCGUCAUCCAUCCACUGUUUCAAUGACUGUGCUUGUUGUUGUGGAGAUGUUUAAUGCCUUGAAUAACCUGAGUGAAAACCAAUCUCUGCUUGUCAUUCAUCCAUGGAGUAACCUAUGGCUUGUUGGGUCGAUUAUUCUGACAAUGCUUCUUCACGUAGCAGUCCUGUACAUUGAACCACUAGCAGCUCUUUUCUCGGUGUCUCCAUUAUCGUGGGCUGAGUGGAAAGUUGUUCUUUAUCUAUCCUUCCCAGUUAUUCUUAUUGAUGAGGUAUUGAAAUUGUUCUCGAGAAGCCCACGAGGACGAAGGUUCCCUUUAAGGUUGUGGAGACGUGAGAUACUUCCAAAAGAGUCGAGAGAUAAUUAGUUUUAGUCCUCAGCAUAUGGAGAUGCUUACAAUACAGAGCGGGAAUCUUGGCUUCUGCUGGUAGCAAGAUUGAUUUCGGCUAAUGUUUGUAGACUAACAAGCACUGCAAAUCCUGUUGUGGGCAAUCUGAUUCAUACAAUGACUGACGCUGGAAUUCUUUCAGGUCUCAGAAUGCCAGUUUUGGGCAGAAAACAUAGAACAGCUUUGAGAAUGUGCUCUAGGAUCUGUAGUUGUUUAUAGACUCUGCUCAUACCUGUAACUGAUGCUUACAGAAAAUAAUGAGUUCACGAUUGCCCCCUGUUCUGAUGGGGAUUUAUUCUACCGGUGAGGUACCCUUA